Molecule: messenger RNA, 2078 nt
Organism: Neolamprologus brichardi
Lineage: Eukaryota; Metazoa; Chordata; Actinopteri; Cichliformes; Cichlidae
Product: phosphoribosyl pyrophosphate synthase-associated protein 1-like
Biological process (GO): 5-phosphoribose 1-diphosphate biosynthetic process; purine nucleotide biosynthetic process
Cellular component (GO): ribose phosphate diphosphokinase complex; cytoplasm
Molecular function (GO): ribose phosphate diphosphokinase activity; ATP binding; magnesium ion binding
Source: RefSeq, a predicted model, not a curated record
GCUUGUGCACGUGGCGUCUUUUUUCUUACUGCGACGGCUAAGAAACGGAAAGUUUUAACGCAGCUACAUUUUAAUUAUCCGGGCGACGUGUUUGCAGUAGCGGGUUAUUGCUGUACCCAAGGCUGCUUUUGGCACCUUUCAGUUCCCUUAAUAAUUUCGAAAAGCAGCGCGUUUACUCUGAAUGCGUCACAGCGUAAGUGACCGCAUGGAAACGGAGAGCUGAGCUUUCCAUCUGCUGUGGACUGUGGUAGAGUGGGGGCUUCUGUGGCGGCUGGCGAUUUGUGGGUGGUCGUUGAUUCGCUAACGCUAGUGUUGCAUCCACAUUACACGUGGAGCAUGUGCUCUUUGUUGGUGUAGCGUAUAUACAGUGUUUUUGGUUGCAGCGUUUUAGUGUUUAUUGUAUUUUUAUUAAUUUAAGAAUCGUCUGCAUGGCUGAGAUCUAAAACGUGCUCGAACUAGAUUCAAGUAUAGUAGUCGGUUUUCAGCUAAAUUGGGCACUUUAAGAUAAACAAAACCAGAGCCCACAGUGAGUCCAAACCAACAUGCCAGUUAGGCGCUUUGGGGGUCACAGGUCUUUGGUCUCUCAGUCUCAGUCCCCAAAGCUGUCCUAUGGUUACACGAAAAUGAACAUUGCCAGAGGUGGCUACCGUGUUUUUUCUGCCAACUCUUCCACCGCAUGCACCGAGCUGGCCCAGAAGAUAACAGAGCGUUUGGGGGUGGAACUGGGAAAGUCAGUGGUUUAUCAAGAGUCCGAUUCAGAGACUAGAGUGGAUGUGAAAGAAUCUGUCCGUGGACAAGACAUCUUUAUCAUUCAGACCAUUCCCAGAGAUGUCAACACAGCUGUCAUGGAGCUGCUGGUUAUGGCUUAUGCCCUAAAGACGUCCUGUGCCAAGAACAUCAUCGGGGUCAUUCCCUACUUUCCUUACAGCAAGCAGUGCAAGAUGAGGAAGAGAGGCUCCAUUGUCUGCAAGUUGCUAGCAUCUAUGUUAGCUAAAGCUGGGCUAACUCACAUCAUCACUAUGGAUCUUCACCAGAAAGAAAUCCAAGGCUUUUUUAACUUCCCUGUUGACAACCUGAGAGCUUCCCCUUUCCUCAUCCAGUACAUUCAAGAGGAGAUCCCAAAUUACAGGAAUGCUGUCAUUGUUGCAAAGUCCCCCUCGGCUGCUAAGAGAGCUCAGUCUUAUGCUGAGAGGCUGCGACUUGGGCUGGCAGUGAUACACGGGGAGGCCCACCACUCAGAGUCCGAUAUGGCUGAUGGUCGACAUUCUCCCCCUUUGUCUCGUGCUAUCACAGGACACACUGGCCUGGAGCUACCAUCAAGCAGCAGACAGGUCCCAUUCCCUGGGAUAGAGCUUCCAAUGAUGAUGGCAAAGGAGAAGCCGCCUAUCAGUGUUGUUGGCGACGUAGGAGGCCGAAUUGCCAUCAUUGUUGAUGAUAUUAUAGACGAUGUGGAAGACUUUGUUGCAGCAGCAGAAAUUCUGAAGGAGAGGGGAGCCUACAAGAUCUACGUCAUGGCUACACAUGGCUUGCUGUCAGCAGAGGCUCCGAGACUAAUAGAAGAAUCUGCUAUUGAUGAGGUGGUGGUGACCAACACUGUUCCCCAUGAGGUCCAGAAGCUUCAGUGUCCAAAAAUCAAAACCGUGGACGUCAGUAUGAUCCUGGCUGAGGCGAUCAGACGCAUCCACAAUGGAGAAUCCAUGGCCUAUCUGUUCCGCAACAUUGCUAUGGACGACUGAGGCAACACACACGUACAUUUAGGCUACAUCAUUCAUAAGCACAUACACUGAGGACCAAGAAUCCAGUUUACUUUAAGCUCGGCUUUUAAGCUGUUACAGUUUGUUUUCCUGUUAAUCCUUAGAGAAUAACUGACUCUGUGUACUGUAUGUUACAUAUGAAACUCAGACUUUGCUUUAUUUCUCAUUUCUGUUACACAGAAGAACUGUACACACUACUCAAUGGUUUCACUUCGCUAAUGUGUCUUUCAUACAGUCUGACAACAUAAAUGUCACAAAUGAUGUAUCACGUGGACCCUCUCAUCACACUGUAGCGUUUGGCAAAUAAAGCUGUUCUUCAUCGGG